Molecule: messenger RNA, 2768 nt
Organism: Cyanistes caeruleus (blue tit)
Lineage: Eukaryota; Metazoa; Chordata; Aves; Passeriformes; Paridae
Source: RefSeq, a predicted model, not a curated record
AGCCCCCAGAGGGAAGGGGAGGAUUUUGGGGGUCCCUGUGGGUGCAGCAGGGGCCCCCGGAGGUGCCGCCUCUCGGGUUUUGGGGCCACCCCGAGCUGUUCCCUUUGAGGUGCCCCAAGGGCAGGCGUGCAGCCUCGGGGUGUCACAGGGUUUUGGGGUUCGUUCCCCUGUGGUAGUGGGUUUUGGGUGUCCCCAAAUUCGUCACCACAGGAGAGGGUCCGCAAGAGGUCUGGGGGGGCUUUGGUACCCCCAGGAAACGGGGAGGUGUUGGGGUGCCCCUGAGGAGCCCCCGGAUUGGGGGUGACUCUGAGGAACCCCAUUUUUGGGGUGAUACUGAAGACCCUGUGUUGGGGUGACCCCAAGGCCCCCUCACGCUUGAGGUGCCCCCGAAGCCCCCUGGUUUUGGGGGAUACCCCUGCAAACCCCUUUUUGGGGUGGCCUCAAGGACCCCCGUGUUUGGGAGUGUCCCAGCCCCCCGCUUUCGGCGUCUCCCCAAGACACCCCCAUUUGGAGUAGCCCCCAGCCCCCCCAUUUUCGGAGUGAGCACGACAACCCCCUUUUCUUAGGGGGGACCCUGAAAGACCCCCGGUUUUUGGGGUGACCCACGGCUGGUUUUGGGGUGCCCUCGGGGCCAUGGCGUGGGCGCUGAAGCUGCCACUGGCCGAUGAGGUGAUCGAGUCGGGGCUGGUGCAGGAUUUCGACGCCAGCCUGUCGGGGAUCGGGCAGGAGCUCGGCGCCGGCGCCUACAGCAUGAGCGAUGUCCUGGCUCUGCCCAUCUUCAAGCAGGAGGAAUCCAGUUUGCCUCCGGAGAACCAGGACAAGCUGCUGCCGUUCCAGUACGUCCUGUGCGCCGCCACCUCCCCCGCCGUCAAACUGCACGACGAGACCCUCACCUACCUCAACCAAGGUCAAUCCUACGAGAUCCGGAUGUUGGACAACAGGAAACUCGGGGAGCUGCCAGAGAUCAACGGGAAGCUGGUGAAGAGCAUCUUCCGGGUGGUUUUCCAUGACCGGCGGCUGCAGUACACAGAGCACCAGCAGCUGGAGGGCUGGAGGUGGAACAGGCCUGGUGACAGGAUCCUGGACAUAGACAUCCCAAUGUCCGUGGGGAUCAUCGACCCCCACGCAAACCCAACGCAGCUCAACACCGUGGAGUUCCUGUGGGAUCCGGCCAAGAGGACCUCGGUCUUCAUCCAGGUGCACUGCAUCAGCACGGAGUUCACCCCGCGCAAGCACGGCGGCGAGAAGGGCGUUCCCUUCCGCGUGCAGAUCGACACCUUCAGGGAGAAUGAGAGCGGGGAGUACACGGAGCACCUGCACUCUGCCAGCUGCCAGAUCAAGGUGUUCAAGCCCAAAGGAGCCGACCGGAAGCAGAAGACGGAUCGGGAGAAGAUGGAGAAGCGCACACCCCACGAGAAGGAGAAGUACCAGCCGUCCUACGAGACCACCAUCCUGACGGAGGUGAGCUCACCUGGCUGCUGGGACAGCUCUGCUCCAGGUGUUUGUACCUGCCAGACACAGCCGGGGGCGCACGAGGCGCCCCAGUGCCUGAAAAAGGGCUCUGGGGACAUUGUUCACCUGAGCUGGCCAGGUGUGUGCAGUGCAGCGGUGUGCAGCAGUGGAUCCCCAAGCCACCAGCCCGACCCCCCCGUGCCCCUGGCUGACACGCUGCUGCCCACCUGGACCCCGCAGGAGGCGCAGCAGUGGCUGCACCGCAACCGCUUCUCCACCUUCUCCCGGCUCUUCAGGAACUUCUCAGGAGCAGAUCUGCUGAAGCUGACGCGGGAGGACGUGAUCCAGAUCUGCGGCCCCGCCGACGGCAUCCGGCUCUUCAACACCCUCAAGGGCAGGAUGGUGCGGCCCCGCCUGACCAUCUACGUGUGCCAGGAGUCCCAGCACGGCCGGGACCCCCAGCACGAGCACGAGGACGGCGACAGCAGCACCGGCACCUUCUUUGUUUACCACGCCGUGUACCUGGAGGAGCUGACGGCAGCCGAGCUGACGGAGAAGCUGGCGCAGCUUUUCCGCGUCCCCGCCCAGCAGAUCCAGCAGAUCUACAAACAGGGACCCACCGGGAUCCACGUCCUGGUCAGCGACGAGAUGAUCCAGAACUUCCAGGAUGAAUCCUGCUUCGUUCUGGACACCAUGAAAGCCGAAAGCAACGACAGCUACCACAUCAUCCUGAAAUAGGGGGCCAGGUGAGGGCCAGGUGAGGAGUACCUGCAGCUCUCAGCAUACCUGGACACCCUCCGCUCCCAGCACAAGGACACAAGCAGAGAUCUGGGAAGCCCCAGGUGUUGUUACCUGGCCGCCCUCCUCGCAGGGAACACCUGGAGACCCUCUGGAGAGCCCCCAGGUGUGGUUACCUGGCAGCCCCUGCCACAGGUGACUCCUGGCAUGGACAGGAUGCUCCAUUGCUGGAGCUCUGAGGCACCAGGUGUUCACUCACCUGGGACAGGUGUGUGCAGGUGUGAAGUGAUCUUUUAAGGUCAUCAAGAAUUUCAUAUCCAGAUUUAAUUAUGGAAAAUUGGAGGAUAAAGGAGUAACUCGGGGGGAGGGAGGGUGAGGGGACAUUGCUGCGUGUUUUGGGGAGAAAAGCAAAGAUUUCGCUAUUUCUGCUGAAUAUGUGAAGUGAUUGAAGCGGCUCUGGGCAGGUGUCCAGGUGAGGGAUCUGCCCAGGUGUGGGAGGUCAAUCCCAGAUCCCUCAAGACUUGGAUGCUCCAGGUAAUACCAGACUCAGCCUAUGAGGUGUUUCAGGCAAAAAAACA